AUGAACUAUGCUAAACUUGAUCAUAGUAUAGAAGUCGAAAAAAAAGCUCCAAUAAGCUGUCAAAAUUUUAGAGAUCUUGAAUUCGAAAGAAAAGUGCAUAAGGCACCUGAUUACUGUAAAAAAUCUGCUAAAAAUGAAAGUAAACCAGAAAAAGUCAAUAUAAAAAUCUACCUAAAGGCACCAAGUAUCUUUAAACCAGGCAAUAAAAGCAGUAAUGAAGCCGAUGGCUUAAAUAACAAUAAGAAAGGAAAAGCUAACGGUGUCAAAGAUGGAAAAGCCAGGACAAUUGAUGAAGAAAUCUCAAACGAAAACAUAAGAACCGAAAGUGACGACCGUAACGGAACGUCAGAUAAAUUUUGA
This is a messenger RNA of Dentiscutata erythropus, 360 nucleotides long. NCBI's taxonomy places the organism in Eukaryota, Fungi, Glomeromycota, Glomeromycetes, Diversisporales, Gigasporaceae. The record is from the annotation of a GenBank genome assembly.